CGGACGGACGGACGGGCGGGCGGCUGAGGAGUAGCAGCAAUAGCCGCCGCCGCCGCCGCAGCAGCAGCAGCAUGGCGCGGGAGAGCAGCUCCCCGUGGGCUAUGGGGCUGCUGAAAACUUUCGAAGAGAACGAAUUCAGUAGCUGGGAGAAGAUCGGUUCGGGGGGUUUCGGGCAGGUGUACAAAGUGCGACAUAUCCACUGGAAGACCUGGCUCGCCAUCAAGUGUUCACCCAGCCUUCAUGUGGAUGAGAAGGAGCGCAUGGAGUUAUUGGAAGAAGCCAGGAAGAUGGAAAUGGCAAAGUUUCGCUACAUCCUUCCUGUUUAUGGCAUCUGUAAAGAACCGGUUGGCUUGGUCAUGGAAUACAUGGAAACGGGGUCUCUGGAAAAGCUCUUGGCCUCUGAGCCUCUGCCCUGGGAAUUGCGCUUCCGCAUCAUCCACGAGACAGCUGUGGGGAUGAACUUCCUGCACUGCAUGUCCCCUCCGCUGCUCCACCUGGACCUCAAGCCUGCAAACAUCCUACUGGAUGCCCACUACCAUGUCAAGAUAUCUGACUUUGGACUCGCAAAGUGCAAUGGCCUGUCCCAUUCCCACGAUAUCAGCAUGGACGGCUUGUGUGGUACAAUUGCCUACCUUCCUCCAGAGCGCAUCAAAGAGAAAAACAGGUGUUUUGACACCAAACACGAUGUGUACAGCUUUUCCAUUGUGGUUUGGGGAGUUCUUACGCAGAAGAAGCCUUUUGCAGAGGAAAACAACAUUUUACAUAUUAUGGUAAAAGUAGUUAAAGGCCACCGCCCAGAGCUACCUGCUGUUUCCAAAUCCAGACCUCAUUCAUGUAAUAACUUGAUCAAACUGAUGCAAAAAUGUUGGCAAGAUGAUCCUGGUGAGCGGCCAACAUUUCAAGAAAUCACUUCAGAAACAGAGGCCCUUUGUGAAAAACCAGAAGAUGAAACAAGAGAGAUGGUAACUCAGGACCUGGACACCAAGAAUUCCCCAGAGCAGCAGCAUGAGGGGAUGUCUGCGUUAUCCCAGCUGAAACAGGAGCCUGCUCUACCAUCAGUUAAGGAUUACAGCCUCUCAGAGUUGUUGUCCCAGCUGGAUUCAGGGAUUUCACAGACUAUGGAAGGCCCUGAGGACCUCAGCCGCAGCUCUUCUGAGUCCAAACUUGCCUCCAGUGACAAGCGGCUUUCAGGAGUUUCAUCUGUAGAUUCAGCUUUCUCAUCCAGAGGCUCCCUUUCCCUUUCCUUUGAAAGGGAGAGUUCAGAUAUUGGUACCACAGACAUACAGAAGAGGAAGCUAACAGAGGCCAUUUUAUCUGGGGAUACCAGCAAGCUGAUGAAGAUCCUCCAGCCUCAAGACGUUGAUAUUGUUUUAGAUGGGAACUCCAGUCUUUUGCACUUAGCCGUUGAAGCUGGUCAAGAAGAAUGCGUCAAAUGGCUCCUCUUGUAUAACGCCAACCCAAACCUGACCAACAAGAAAGGAUCCACCCCUCUUCACAUAGCCAUUGAGAAGAAAGUGAAAAGCAUCGUGGAGCUGAUUAUGGCCAGGAAAAUCAAUGUGAAUGCCAAAGACGAGGAUCAGUGGACCGCUCUCCACUUUGCGGCCCAAAAUGGGGAUGAUUUCAGCACUAAAAUGCUGCUGGAUAAGAACGCGUCCUUGAACGAGGUGGAUUUUGAAGGCAGGGCCCCCAUCCACAUAGCCUGUCAGUACGGCCAGGAGAACAUCGUGCGGAUCCUGCUGCGGAGAGGCGUCGACGUGAACGUCAGAGGGAAGGACGACUGGGUGCCGCUGCACUACGCUGCCUGGCAGGGCCACCUCCCCAUCGUGAAGCUGCUGGCCAAGCAACGGGGCGCCGACGUCAACGUGCAGACGGUGGAUGGCAGGACCUCGCUGCACCUGGCCGCUCAGCGGGGGCACUACCGCGUCGCUCGCCUCCUCAUCGACCUCGAGUCGGAUGUGGACAGGCGCAACGCGCUCUGGCAGACGGCUCUCCACGUGGCCGCCGAGACGGGCCACACCAGCACCUCCCGGCUGCUCCUCAAGCACGGCGCGGACAUCGAGGCGGCGACGGCGGAGGGCUACACCGCCCUGCACCUGGCAUCUCGUGGCGGCCACUUGGCCACAGCCAAGCUGCUGGUGGAUGAGAGGGCCAGCGUUCUGGCCAGGGGCCCUCUGAACAGGACAGCGUUGCACCUUGCUGCGGAGAACGGGCACGCUGAAGUAGCGGAAGAACUGGUCAGUGCGGAGAAUGUCAACGUUUCUGACAGCGAAGGGUUGACGGCUCUUCACCUGGCUGUGCGAGGGGGACACGCAAAAACGGUUGAGGUUCUUCUGAAGCAUGGGGCGUGCGCUGACGUGCAGAGACCUCCACAUCAGACUCUGCUACGGCUCGCCCAGCAGAGCAGCGGUAGCUCUGUUACCAUGUUGUUAAGCGAGACUUAAGCCAAAGGUACAAACCUCGCUACCUUUCGCCUUGGUGCGAAGAAGGCUGCUGGAGCUUGACUCACGAGGGCCUUCUCUAGCGGUGCGGUGACCCGCUCCUCAGCUGUGUCAGCUGAGGGACUGAGGUGCAACCAGCAGAAGCUACUUGUGUUUGAGCGUGUGAGUGAGAGCACACACGGACUGAGGCCAGGCAUGUGGCUGAGGGCUGGAGUCUGCCCUGCCGUGGUCUCUAACAGCCACUCAGUGUGUGCCUGCCCUGUCUGUACACUGACAUUCCCCUCACAAGGAUGUUGUGAGAGAAGGAUGCCACUUGUGGCUUUCCCCCCUGCUUUUUUUUUUUUUUUAAUGUGCCAAACUAAUUUAAGAACUAAUGUUCUGCAUUUUUAUUUUCCUCAAGAAAAGACAAAACAAAAAAGGAAAAAAAAGGUGGCAUAGAUUCCAGUGUUUAUUGCAGUGAUCUACAUUUCGGGAAAGUCUCCAGCGUAAAAGAAAAGCAACACAAACCUGCUUGAAAUUAAUGCAAGAGAUGAGGAAAGGGCUAUUUAAUAUGUAGUUAAUCACGUUUCAGUGUCAGAAGAUAAUCUGUUUAAUGGAGACAGCCAUUUCCGAUUCCCAUGUACUCAAAACUGAUGAGGUGGGCUUAUUUAACAAGGCAGAAUCCUAAAACUACAUAAGCAGAAGCACUGGUAUCUUCAUAUACAGCACCACCUUGUACGUACGCUGAGAUCAGUAAGCUGAACUUAGGUGCUUAGUGGUUUGUCUUAAAUGAUAAAAGUCAAAAGCCUAAAAUUCAUGUGGGACAGUGACUGGGCGGCAUGUUCUAACACCGUUCCACCAGUUUGCAAAGCAAUGCUUGGAGGGGCUGAUGACUUAGGCUAAUAUACUGUGUAUAUAGCAUUUCUACCUGUUGUAUGCUUUUUUUUUUUCUACUGAAGAAAAUAGAUUGCUUAGAGUGGGUAUGUUUUAAUACACCUUUUAAUUUCACUCUGUUUUCAAAGUUCAACUGU
Molecule: messenger RNA, 3448 nt
Organism: Colius striatus (speckled mousebird)
Lineage: Eukaryota; Metazoa; Chordata; Aves; Coliiformes; Coliidae
Gene: RIPK4
Product: receptor interacting serine/threonine kinase 4
Exons: 8
Coding region: 72-2441 (789 amino acids)
Biological process (GO): protein phosphorylation
Cellular component (GO): cytoplasm
Molecular function (GO): protein binding; ATP binding; protein kinase activity
Source: RefSeq, a predicted model, not a curated record